CGGAGCCCGCAGUCUCUUUGGAAACUUCUGCCAGAGGGGAAAGAGCUAGGAAAGAGCUGCUAAGGCUGUGGAGGGCUUUCCCCCCCUUUUUUUUUUCUUUUUCUUUUUUCUUCUUUUUUUCUCCUCGCGUUUGUAUCCCUUCUUCGAACUUCACGCAAAAUCUGUGAAUUUCGGAGAGGUGGUAGCAGAGUGGGAGAAAAGAAGUGUUAGGUAGGGUUCCAUGUAAUCUUUUUCUUUUUUCUUUUUUUUUGCUUUUGGCUGUUAAUUUCUUUCAUUUCCACAUUUUCCUCCCACCUCCUCGGCGGCCGCCAACCGCCUCUUACCUGCUCCGCGGCUGCCUGCGCGCGCCGCUGGGCAGCUGCGGGUUGGAAAGGAGCGAGGUGUGCUUUUAGAUCUUAAGCAAAUCUUUUCUGAAGACAAUUUCAUUUUUCCUCCCUCACCUUCACCUUCACCCUCAUCCCCUAACGCACACAGACACCCUUCUGCACAGCCUCCGAGCUCAUUAUUUCGGUGGUGGUUUUCGGGGUGAGCAAUUUGGUGGCUUUUCCCCACCCAGCCCUGCAAUUCUGACCGAAUCCCGUCCGCGACUGGCUGUCUGCGCCCGGGCUCGCUGCGUGCACCUGGCGCGGCUCCGCUUUUGCUUUUUCCCCUCCCAACCUGUUGCGAGUCUUUAAUCCUUGCAACUGGGGCUUGCACAGAUCUCCCUACAUUUUGCAAGUGUCUGGAGGAGGCCACCUUGCUCGACCUGCCUGAGAUUUUAAAAAGAGAGAGAAAUCUCCAGGCGCGCUCUUGGCCCCUUUUCUCCCGCACCCUCGCUCGCCUGCCCCGCCCCGAAGUAAAGGGAGACUCGGAGAAGAUGGUGCUCACCACGGUCCUCCUGCUGCUGGCCGCCUAUGUGGGACCAGCCCAGGGCCUGGGCUCUUUCAUACACUGCGAGCCCUGCGAUGAGAAAGCUCUCUCCAUGUGCCCCCCCAGCCCCCUGGGCUGCGAGCUGGUCAAAGAGCCCGGCUGCGGCUGCUGCAUGACGUGCGCCCUGGCAGAGGGGCAAUCGUGCGGCGUCUACACCGAGCGCUGCGCCCAGGGCUUGCGCUGCCUCCCCCGGCAGGAUGAAGAGAAGCCUCUGCACGCCCUGCUGCACGGCCGCGGGGUUUGCCUCAACGAAAAGAGCUACCGCGAGCAAGCCAAGAUCGAGAGAGACUCUCGCGAGCAUGAGGAACCCACCACCUCCGAGAUGGCUGAGGAGACCUACUCCCCCAAGAUCUUCCGCCCGAAGCACACACGCAUCUCCGAGCUGAAGGCCGAGGCCGUGAAGAAGGACCGCAGAAAGAAGCUGACCCAGUCCAAGUUUGUGGGCGGCGCUGAGAACACUGCCCACCCCCGGGUCAUCGCCGCACCUGAGAUGAGACAGGAAUCGGAGCAGGGCCCCUGCCGCAGACACAUGGAGGCCUCGCUGCAGGAGCUCAAAGCCAGCCCACGCAUGGUGCCCCGUGCAGUGUACCUGCCCAACUGUGACCGCAAAGGAUUCUACAAGAGAAAGCAGUGCAAGCCAUCCCGUGGCCGCAAACGUGGCAUCUGCUGGUGCGUGGACAAGUAUGGCAUGAAGCUGCCAGGCAUGGAGUACGUCGACGGAGACUUUCAGUGCCACACCUUCGACAGCAGCAAUGUGGAGUGACACGUCCUUCCCCGUGCGUCCCCCUCCCCACCCCCCAGCCCCAACUCCAGCCAGCACCUUUCUCUCCCCCCCCCCGCCCCCCCAGGACGCCACUCAUUUCAUCUCAUUUAAGGGAAAAAUAUAUUAUUUUAUUAUUAUUAUUAUAUAUUUGAGGAAACUGAGGGCCUCGGAAUCUCUAGCAAGGGCUCAACGGUAGAAAUGGCAACAACAGAGAUGCAAAAAGAGAGAGAGAGCGAGACCCCCUUUCCCCUUUAAAAAAAAAAAAGAGUUUCUUUUUGAGGCAAGUUGAAUGAACAGAGAAUGGAAAUGAGAAAUAAAAAGUGAGAGAAGGGGAGAAGGCAUUGGUAUAGAAGAGGAAGACAUGGUAGAGUUAAGGAAAGGAAGAAGAGAGGUACGUGGGUAGGAAGGAAAGGGGACCAGGGUCAGGGCUGCUCAGGUCUCGCCCUGGCUUGCAAUGAGGAGAGGGUUGGGGCCCCAGAAGGUGUGAUCCAAAAUGGGACAUUCAGUGACACCCUUGGAUUGUUUUGUCCCCAAUUUUAAUUGAUCUGUGGGGGAGAAAAGAAAAGACAAAAGAUGCCAGGGCCCCUCUAGGGUUUGUCUAUUUCUCCAGCCAGCAAUGUCGAUGCCCUAACCCUUCUCCCUCCUCCUCUUUCACUCACCGGGGAGUGAUGUCUCUCCUCCACACUUGUCAACAUUGAGAAGCAUUCCAUUCCUCUGAAAACAAAAUGUAUUCACAAUUGGGUGGUGUUUAAAUAGGUUUCCCUAAGCAGAGACUUAAAGGCAUGUGCAUCUUACACGCCUCCUGCAGGAGGUUAGAAAUCAACAUGCACCACCACCACCCCCCUUGGAAAGACUUGCUCUUCUGGGGUGACAAGAAAUAGGCUGAGGCAUGUGUUUCCAGCUCCUGCUUUUAUCCAGUUCACGACUAGUACUGCAGCCUCUGUGGCGGAGGAAAGGCUGGAAAAAGAAAAAAAGAAAAAAAAAAGAAAAAAGAUGGCCUUGUAUUUACCAACAAGGCUCCAUAUAGUCAUAUAUAGGCAUAUAAAUCUAUUUUCUUUCUUCUUUUUGUUUUCUUCCUUUCUUGCAAAGGCUUGCAAUACCUCUUCAAAGUAGUUCCUAAGGAGCAUGGACAUGCUUCCUCAUUCUGGGCAAACCAGGAACAUCCAUAUUGUCCUAAUACAACCCAUAUCAACCAGAUUUUCUGCCUCUAGGCACAGGUUUCCCUUGAGCUGUACACACAGCUCUUUAGGAGUCUUUUCGUGAUUCCCUCCCUGCUUACUGGAUACCCAACCAGCACUCCAUGGCCUGUGUCCCACACUCCCAGCUCAUUCCAUGUUCAGUCUUCAAGCCCUCAGGAAAUAACUGUGGCCACCACAUCAAACAAGCCUAACAGAUCCAAGUCUAAACCUCUGGUCCUGUCCCAGCCUUUCCCUUUAUCUGGACAGACCUGCAAUGUGAAACCCUCUCUUAUUCACCAGGCUGGCAGAGCAGGAGAGAAACUGACAAAAGGGAUGGCAAAGAGGGAGGUUCUAGGGAAAAGGUUUCAAUAGAAGAAAACUUUAGAUGGAGUAGAGGGACAGGGAAGCAAGAGAAAGAGGGAAAAGCCAAUAGAAACCUUGUGUUUCUGGCCUUAGAAACCCCUUUGAGAUUCAAGAGCAAGGAGAGAGAGAAAAAAGGAGUACUAGGUUAUAGGAUAGAAAUGAGCUCCAUCCAGGCCAUAGAACGAGGGAAGGUGGAUAAUUUGAGGUGGAUUUUAGAUUUGAAGAGUUGGGUAGGAAGACGAUCAGAUCAGCCAUGCAUGUAAAGGCCAAAAUAAUGUUUCUAAUGCCCCAGCCUCGGCCCACCAUGAAAGACUAAGGCCAAAGAGUUUUGCAAGCUCCACUCCGUCUACUACAGCCAGUCCCUCCUCCUCCUUGCUGAGGUGGCAGAGGGAAGCAAGGCUUAGGACAACCUGAGAGUGGAAGCUUCAAGGAGGCUGUCAUUUGACAGCCAAAUUUUGAUCCAAGAACAAUCCUCUCCACCAACUUGUUCAGCCAAUGAGAGGCCUCGGGACUGUCCUGUAAGACUGAAGAUGGGCCGCCACCAGAGAGGACUUGGACGCUAGUAAAGAAGGCCCUUAGUUGCUAUGGAAACAGCUCUCUCUGCUCUCCUGAUGGCAUGGCACAGUGAAGACUACUUCCAGCAUCAAACGUGGAGGACCAUAAAGAGUGAUGGCGAAGAAGCCAAUGUAUGUUCGUUCAUGAGAGCCUGGAACGUGAGGGUUGUCGCCUCCUGUUCUCCCAGACAGGACAGUUGGCUGGGGAUGGAAGAGGCGAUCAGUCUUCAUGAUGAGAUGAAGAGUCCGGCAGGGAUGGCAGCUGUGAGGACUUACUGAACUUUGAGGGGGGGGUGGCAUGUGCCAUCUCUCUGCACAACUGUCCCCAAGCCCCUGACUCAACACUUCCCUAUAUCUUAGGCCAGUACCCUAAACCCCUCUUCAUGAAACCCUUCUUUCUGCUAUUCUUGCUUUGGAUCUUGAGCAGUCAUCUAACUGGGAUCUGCCAAGUAGAUACUGGGGUGCUCUUCCCCCUAAGAAAAGACUGAGCCAGGAAUUACCUUAUGAUGCCUUGCCUGCCUCUCCCAGGCCUUGCCCUGAUUCCAGACAGGGGCAUUCUCUUUGCCCCACUGUUUGCUCAAGCUUGAAGCGGCCUCUGCCCAUGACCUAGGCUCUUCGCUAUCAGCCACAGACGGAGGAUGAUGGCUGUUUACUCCACUGCCAGACCCUUUGGGCUUCCCACAUUCAGCCUCCUAUCCCGCCCCUGUGAGUCUGUCCCUGGCUUGCAGGGGUUGUGGGUGGGGUAGUGGACCUCUCCCUAGAGGAUGCUGGACCUUCAUGAAUAGAGGGGGAAAAGUCUGUCCAAUGGGGAGGUCUAGCUGAGUUCAGGAAGCCACUGAGGUGUGUCAUGGUGAGCCUUUGACCCGCUCUCUGGUCCUGUAGAAGCUGAGGACUCUGGGUGUUGCCUGUGCCCAGGUCUACCCUCAUGCGAAGGCCUCUUCCAUCCCCAUAGAACUCAUGCCUCAGAGCAGUGGAGAAGAUACCUCUUGUCUUCCCCCAUGACUGUCAGGAAAUGGGGGGGGGGGGAGGACUAUUCAAGACUGAUUCUCCUUGCCCAGCCUACCUGGACCCACCUGGCAAAGCAGGGCACCUUGAGUGAAGGAGACUCAAAUAUAUAUAUUUUUUGACAGCCAGGCCUAGACACACUGGCCUGGGGACAUAAGCCCUGCAUAGGGGAGCCCAGAAGGUCCCUCUGUAGCCACUCCUCCUCUCCCCCACCCCUUCUUCCCAUCACCAUUUCUGUCACCAUGGUAACCUCCACUGAUGGAGGCAAGCCUUAACCAUCCUCCUCCCUCCACCCAGCUCCUUAGCAGUGACAAGCCCCCACUGGGGCCGCACCCCCUCCACUCACCGACUCAGACCCCCUAGAGAGCUCCGGUUGGGAAUGGGAACCUGAGAGAGGAGUGGGGGCUGUGGAGAAGAAACCUCGAGUCUUGGAGAGGCACUUUUCUGGUUUCCAAAAGAAAGGAGGCUAAACCUUGGAAGGGACCCAGUAUUUGGUGGGACAAAGGAUCAGGGUUUGACCAACCAGCAACCUGGGUGUUGUACUGUCCUUAUUUGAAA
Messenger RNA from Perognathus longimembris pacificus (Pacific pocket mouse), 5330 nucleotides. RefSeq names its product insulin like growth factor binding protein 5 (gene Igfbp5). NCBI's taxonomy places the organism in Eukaryota, Metazoa, Chordata, Mammalia, Rodentia, Heteromyidae. The record is from RefSeq and is a predicted model, not a curated record. Gene Ontology annotation, cellular component: extracellular region. Gene Ontology annotation, molecular function: insulin-like growth factor I binding; insulin-like growth factor II binding; fibronectin binding. Gene Ontology annotation, biological process: regulation of insulin-like growth factor receptor signaling pathway.